AUGGCGACAAACAAGACUUUCGAACAGAUUGCCGUAGGCGACACGGCGGAAAUCGUCCGGGAGUGUUCCAGCAAUGACCUGCUGGUUUUCGCGCAUGCCUCCGGAAAUCGCAAUCCGAUCCACUUGCCCGAUACCGACUGGACCGGCGACGGUAUUGUCGACAAACCGGUCGCGCCCGCCAUGUGGGUCGGUGGACUGGCAUCCGCGGUUCUCGGAAACAUUCUGCCAGGUCCCGGCACGGUUUAUAAAUCACAGUCGUUUCGUUUUCUUGGUGCAGCUGCGGUGGGCGAUCAUUUGCACGUGAAAGUGACCGCGACCGAAAAGCGGCCGGACAACAUUGUCGUCUUUGAUCUGACCGUGACCCGCGGCGAUGGUUUUCGCCUGGUGGAAGGCGUUGCCGAGGUCGCCGCGCCCACGGAGACCAUCGAAUUCGAUUCCAGCGACAUCCCCGCCCUGCUGGUGCAACGUCACCGCCACUUCAACAGAAUGAUCGAGCUCGCAAAAACACUCCCCGCCUUGCCAACGGCGGUGGUUGCUCCAGAUGACCCCAAUUCUCUCGAGGGUGCCCUGAUGGCAGCGCGGGAAGGCCUGAUCAGGCCGGUUCUUAUUGGCGCGAAAAGCAGGAUUGAAGACGCGGCCAAGGAACUCAGUGAAACCAUCGAUACCUACGAACUGAUCGAUAUCGAAGAUGAAAUGGAGGCCGCCGGACGGGCCGUCGCCAUGGUGCACGAAGGCAAGGUGAAAGCUGUCAUGAAGGGUCACCUUCAUACCGAUCAUCUCCUGCAUCACGUGGUUAAACGCGAUGGCGGCCUUAGAACGAAGCGUCGUAUCAGCCAUGUUUUCGUCAUGGACAUUCCCGGCCGCAAAACGCCUGUUCUGAUCUCCGACGCGGCGAUCAACAUCACGCCGGACCUCAACACGAAAGUCGAUAUCACGCAAAACGCCAUCGACGCAGCGUGUUCACUCGGUUUGGAAACGCCGCGUGUCGGCAUUCUGUCCGCUAUCGAAACGGUCAACCCGGCCAUUCCGUCGAGCCUUGAUGCCGCGGUGCUGUCAAAGAUGGCCGAACGUGGCCAGAUCACAGGCGCUGUCGUCGACGGACCUUUGGCAAUGGACAAUGCAAUCGACCUGCAGGCGGCGCGCACGAAGGGCAUCACGUCUCUGGUCGCGGGCCGCGCCGAAGUCCUGAUUGUCCCCAACCUGGAAUCCGGCAACAUGCUGGCAAAGGAACUGACGUUCAUCGCCCAUGCCGAAGCUGCCGGUCUUGUGAUCGGCGCAAAAGUUCCGGUGAUGCUGACCAGCCGGGCCGACGACGGCCGUUCCCGGCUCGCAUCCUGCGCCCUUGCCCUGCUCUAUGUGCACUGGAAAGCAAGCGGUGCGCCGGUCGGAUUUCUGGACCGUGACGUGAAAUGA
Messenger RNA from Effrenium voratum, 1413 nucleotides. The record is from the annotation of a GenBank genome assembly. NCBI's taxonomy places the organism in Eukaryota, Dinophyceae, Suessiales, Symbiodiniaceae.